UUUAUAAUGCAGAGUAAGAGAAACUUAGCAUUUUGGCAAGAGGUAGACGACCUGCUGGAAAAAACUAUGGGACAGAGUGAAACAGCACCGAAGAACCUAACUGCAACAACGUCGCUGGAGGGCAAAGAUUCAGAUUUUGCCUGUUGUAAACAUGGCUGCUACUUCUUCUUCUUCAUAUUCUUCUCAAGAAAAGUAUGAGGUGUUUCUCGAUUUCAGAGGUGAGGAUACCCGCGAUCGUUUUAGUGGACAUCUUUAUCAUGCUCUGCGUCAGAAGCAUAUUCUUACGUACAAGGAUGAUGAAAACCUUGAAAGUGGCCAUGAAAUUUCAAAAAUUAUGGAGGCCAUUAGGGAAUCUAAGAUUUGCAUAAUAGUUUUCUCCCAAGACUUUGCAUCAUCCACAUGGUGUUUGGAUGAAGUGGUCCGCAUACUUGAUUGCAAGAGAGAUGGGAAUGAUUUCAUAAUAACCAUUGUUUAUGAAAUAGAUCCAUCCAUCGUACGCAAACAGAAUAAGAGUUAUGCAUAUGCAUUUACUAAACAUGAAGAACGUUUUAAAGCCAGUAUGGACAAGGUGCAGCGAUGGAGGGAUGCUCUCAAAGAAGUUGCUGGUCUUAGCGGUCACAAAAAUAAGGCUUGA
This is a messenger RNA of Ziziphus jujuba (common jujube), 634 nucleotides long. RefSeq names its product TMV resistance protein N-like. Gene Ontology annotation, biological process: signal transduction. Lineage: Eukaryota; Viridiplantae; Streptophyta; Magnoliopsida; Rosales; Rhamnaceae. The transcript has 2 exons. Bases 152 to 634 code for a protein of 160 amino acids. The record is from RefSeq and is a predicted model, not a curated record.